Molecule: messenger RNA, 2309 nt
Organism: Notothenia coriiceps (black rockcod)
Lineage: Eukaryota; Metazoa; Chordata; Actinopteri; Perciformes; Nototheniidae
Gene: pex11a
Product: peroxisomal biogenesis factor 11 alpha
Exons: 3
Coding region: 339-1079 (246 amino acids)
Biological process (GO): peroxisome fission
Cellular component (GO): peroxisomal membrane
Source: RefSeq, a predicted model, not a curated record
GUAACCAAGUAACCAAUAACGCUCUGGUCCGUCUACCAUACCCGUUCGGCUUUGGUCCGUUUGCUAAUCUGUCCGUAGUGAAACAAGAAGGUUUGUCUCAACUGCUAGUGUCGCCCAAACCUACCGUGAAACUAGCUUACUCUCAACAUGGAAGAAGUUUAUAAAUCCACAUUACCUACUGGAGUUUAAAUCGGCAACGUUAGACGAACCGCCGUUGCCGACGUUGUUUAUAGUGAGCACGAAGAAUUCCCAUUAUACGGUAGCAAGAAAUUUACGCUUUACGUCUUUGAACGAGGGUGCGACUCAGCUAGAACAAGCUGUUCUACUAAGAUUUAUCAAUGGACGCGGUUGUGCAGUUUACCAGCCAAAGUCAAGGAAGGGACCGUAUAUUCAGGGCAACUCAAUAUGCAUGUGCACUGUCGGUGUAUUUACUUCGGAACAACUCCGAAAGAAAGGACCUUGUGGCGAAACUCAAAAGUCUGGAAACCAACAUGAGCGCUGGAAGAAAACUGUUCAGGCUGGGGAACACAAUAAAUUCCAUUGAGGCUGCUAAGCGAACCAUGCAACUCUCUGACCGAGUGCUGAGCCUCUGCCUUACUGCGGCCAACGCCAGCCGCGCCCUCUACUUUAUCUGUGACAAUGUACUUUGGGCCAGAAAUGUCGGCCUUAUCCGCCAUAUCGACAAGGAACGCUGGAGUCUGAAUGCCUCUCGAUGCUAUUUCCUCUCGCUAGUAACAAGUCUGACCAGAGAUGUUUAUGAAGUCAUCCAGUUAAUGGCACAGAAAGCAAGAGACAGACACUUUAGACAGAAAAUGGAGCUGCAUCUCAAUGAGAGUCCUGAAGUGGCCGAAGCAGUCAUCCCUCAGCUGGAUGCGUUUCUCUUUCUGCUGUUAGAGAGCCUGAGAUCGCAUCCUGCUGUUGCCUUGGACAUGCUUAAAAAUGUAUGUGAUCUCUUCAUUCCCCUUGAUAGGUUGGGUAUAUACCAAUCGAACGCAGGAGUGGUAGGAUUUUGUGGUUUGUUAUCUUCAGUGAUUGGGAUUGUAACCCUUGCACAGCCCAAGUUAAGACUUAGACCCUGAUAAGAAGGGCAGAGUUCAUCCUGCUGACUAACUGCAGAUAAAAGGAUUUAUCCUGACAGGAUGUAGUGUGUCUACCUGAAGCUGUAAUGGUGGACUAAAGUAGACCUGGUGCACAUUGAGAUUAGGGCACAUUUUGUAACAUUUAAAUCAGGCCAGCAACAACUGAUGGCGUGAUUGGAUUUGAUUUUUUUGUCAUGGAUUCUUGAUUAACAAAAUGACUAAACAUUGAAUGGGGAACUGGUGAAGUUUAAAACUCUGGUAUGAAAGGAAUACAAAUCAAGUUAACAUAGAAUCCUUGUUUGUUUUACAUAGAUUAAAAGAGCCAAGGCUUAACGUGUGUGCAUUCCUUUCUUCUCCAGCACUGCGUGUAACACCAGUUUUCUUACUACUGUACUUUCAAAAAAGGGCUCUUUACUGAUGCACAUAUCUCUUAGAAAAAGUAAACUUUUUACCACUCUAUGUCCACUGUCUUUAUAUUUUCUCCAUUUGUGAUAAGAUGCUGCUAAAAGUUGUACCUCAAUGAUUCAAGUGAUAAACUGCUUCUCGGCCAAACGUGCUUCCAGAGGGGAAAAAGCAGCUGACAGAUUUCAGGGGAUAGGAUUCUCUCACAGUAGACAUCUUGUCUAGUCAUUGUAGGACAAGCACAGAAUUACCAGUUAUGCAAACAAUGGCUCUGUUCUGUCUGAGUGUGGCUGUGAGUUUGGCAGAAAGCCAACAUUCACAAUACAAUGACGCUGAAAUCAAAGCAGCUUCAUGGAAUUCAUCCAUAAUUAGUGUCAUUGUUUUCUAUAUGUGUUUUCCUACUGCUGUGGCGACUAAUUUGUCUUCUGUGAAAAAGUAUUUAAUCUCACCUGUUAUGACUCAGACAGCAUAAUGAACGUCAGACUCAUGGCCUGUAUGUCAAUUUAAAAUGUAAAUUAUUGAGUUAAAAAAUAUCAAUACAAUUGGUGUUAUUUUUGAAUGAGAAGAGACACUCUCGAUAAUGUGAUAACAAUAAUAUUCUUAAUAUAUUGCUUAGUACGCUUGUGUGUAUACUUGUUAUUCAAAUCUUUGAUUAAAACAAGUGCGGAGGAUAAAGUAGAGACCUCCAACUCCCUUUAGAAAAUAACUAAUAUUAGACUUCAGUUCUAAAAGCUGCGAGUGAGAUUUACAAUGACAUGAAGUUUGUUUCAUUCCAGGGGACCUAAUGUUUUUACUGUCACACUUGAUUUCAAAGGUUAAUAAAUACUA